GUUUCAUUCCUCGGCAAAAUAUUCUCUUGCCGGAUAUGACCAUCGCGAUGUCGGACGCCGCCGCCGACGACGCGGCAUUCCUCAAGGCCGUGUCAGAGGCCCUGCGGAGUAAUGUCGAGAUCAAGGACCGCCGGGUGCGUCUCCGCACGCAGCAACUGUGCUUCGUCGGGGCCGAGGCCGUCACGUUCCUUGUGACGGCAGGUCAUGCACCUACACGCGAAGCUGCCGUUGCGCUCGGCCAGCGCUUGCUGUGCAACCAGUUCCUUCGCAAGCUGUCCAACUCGGAUGGCGAAUUUCUCGACAGCAAUCUUCUGUAUCGGUUUGCCGAAGACGAAGCGGCUCCCAUCCGCAAGGCAUCGCCGGCUCUUGGUGGCCGAUUCCGCCCGACGAGGCGGUCAUCCAAGUUCAGUCAUGCCACAACAUCGAGUAGCAUCGAGGGAUCAUCGAGUGGCAGUAAGCCUCGGUUCCAUUCCAGUUAUCGGUCCGCGGGUAGCUACGACCACUCGACAUAUUGCCACGAAGACGAGUUCGCCCAAGGCAUCCGAACGCAAUCCCUCAUCGACGAGCAGCGCGCGGCGCGGCUGCGCAAGUCGUCGUUCUGUCCGAUCGAGUCGAUCCUCACUGUGGCGCCGGUGUCGACUGUUGGGUUCACCGACACGUGCUCGUUCUACUUUUCGCCGCACACAACCCACAACUCGAUCGCACUCACCGUGCCGAUCGUGACCGCGAUGAAGGCAGCGUUUUCGUCGCGCAAUCUGCACGCGCGCGAGACGGCGGUGCACCACCUGCGCAACCAGGUGCUGAAAGCGGCCGACCCGUCCGACAAGAGCUGGAUGUACCUGAAAAACAUCACGGGGCACCAUGGCAACGACGUCCGAGUGUUUUGCAAGACCAGCGGGGGCGGGUUCCAGACCGUGUUGACGGUCGGGCCGGUGCACGUGGCGCCGUCUACCUUUGUCACGCACUUCUUGGACUCGAACGAGCGCAAGAAGAUGGAUGCGCUGUUCGAGACGAGUCAGACCGUCGAGGACCUGCUCAUGGCGCAUCGCCGCGACAAGAUGCACGUGAAAAAUCACUUUCACGAAGUGUUUUCGACGGCCGCCGCCGCGCCGUGGAUGGACCCAGAGCACCCCAUGCCCGAUGAAGUCCACUGGGCCGUCCAGCCCUCGGAACGCAUGGCCGACAUGUUUCCAGAACAGCAGCAGCAGCCCCAUGCCCCACACCACGACAAGUCCGGCCUCAAGACUGACGGCGGCGUCCAACGCAUCCUGUAUCGCACGAUGGCGCCGCCGUCGGCCGUCUUGUCGGCCCGGGACUUUGUCACGUUUCAGGACUGCUUUUCCAUGGACAACGGCGCACACUGCGUGUACGAAAUUUCGGUCGAGCACCGCGACAUCCCGUCGAAAAUGGAGCGCUAUACGCGCGGCGAGGUGCUGUGCCUGGCCCACAUCGCCGAGCCUAUUCCGGGCAACCCGAACGCGAGCAUGCUCACGGUCGUGACGCAAGUCGGGCUCAAGGGAAAGCUGCCGGCCUUCAUCGCCAACUUGAUCUUUGAAAAGUUGAUUUCGCGCAGUUUUGACGCCCAGACGUGUGGGCUCGUUGUCGACUGCGCGUCCCACAUGAGGUCGUCGCUGCGCGACGUUCCGUUCGAUCGGCAAGUCCCCGACGACAUCGUGCAACGGAUUUCUUCGGGUGGUGCCAUGCCUGCCAACAAGGACGGCAAUAAAGUCGGGCUGCAAGACUUUGAGCUGCUCGCCGUGCUCGGCCGGGGCGGGUUUGCUAAAGUGAUGCAGGUCCGCCACAAGCAAACGCGCAAAGUCCAUGCGAUGAAGAUCCUGAAGAAGGAAGAGCUUGUCCACGACAUUCAGAUCGAGCGCACCAGGACCGAGCGCAGCAUCCUGGCCGCCGUCGACCACCCGUUCAUCGUGGCGCUCUCGUAUGCGUUUCAAGACACCAAGCGGCUCUUCAUGGUGAUGGACUUUGUGCAGGGCGGCGACUUGUUUGCACAUCUACGAAAGUACGGCGCCGUGCCAGUGCCGCGCGCGCGGCUGUACUUGGCCGAGAUCGCGCUCGCCGUGUCCCACCUCCACGCGCUCGACAUUGUGUACCGCGACCUCAAGCCCGAGAACGUCCUCAUCGACGCGGACGGCCACCUCAAGAUCACGGACUUUGGGCUGUCGCACUUUUUCGACCCCCCCGACUACGACGACGAAAGCGAUGUCCAAGCUGCCCCGUCCUGCGCGAGUUCAUCCAUCCGCAGCAACUCGCUGUGCCAAGUGACCCAUUCGUUCUGCGGGACCGAGGCAUACAUGGCGCCCGAGAUGCUACUCCACUUGGGGCAUGGAAAACCCAUCGACUGGUGGUGUUUGGGCAUCGUGGCGUGCGAAAUGCUCACGGGCGUCCAUCCGUUCCGCGGCGACUCGCACAUGCGGCUCCUCUCAAACGUCGUCAACCGCGAUCCAAUCCUCCCGCCGCACUUGCCGCCCGACGCAGCGUCGCUAAUCCAAGGGCUCUUGUGCAAACAGCCGCGGCUGCGCCUGGGGUCGGUCGGCCGCAAGUUUGUCGAAAUCCAGGACCAUCCGUUCUUUGCCGGGCUGGACUGGGCCAAGGUCGAGGCGAAGGGAUACCCAAUGGAGUUUAUGCCGCCGAUCGAAAGCGACUUUGACGUGAGCAACUUUGGGUCCCAGUACACGAGUGAAAAGUUCUCGGGCGCGAACUCGAGCGCGUGCGCGACAUCGGACGCAUCGUCCCAACCGCCGAUGGAGCACCCCACCCAGUCGAGUCAACGGAGUGGGCCAUCUUCCGAUGAUCACAACAACUCGUACGUUGUGCGGUGCAGCCAGCAGUCUUCCGACACGACCCACGGCAGUCAGUAUCAAAGGUUCUCUGGUUUUUCGUUCGCAGGGCCUCCGGAUGUCGAAGGAAGUGGCUGUUAACAGGAUUAUUUAGCGUGUGGCGAUCGACGGGUCGUGCGUUUUUUG
Aphanomyces invadans is the source of this 2981-nucleotide messenger RNA. Its product is annotated as AGC protein kinase. Gene Ontology annotation, biological process: intracellular signal transduction; protein phosphorylation. The transcript is spliced from 9 exons. NCBI's taxonomy places the organism in Eukaryota, Oomycota, Saprolegniomycetes, Saprolegniales, Verrucalvaceae. The record is from RefSeq and is a predicted model, not a curated record. Gene Ontology annotation, molecular function: lipid binding; protein serine/threonine kinase activity; ATP binding. Bases 36 to 2936 code for a protein of 966 amino acids.